Messenger RNA from Penicillium waksmanii, 1437 nucleotides. RefSeq names its product WD40 repeat domain-containing protein. Gene Ontology annotation, biological process: protein localization to mitotic spindle pole body; mitotic sister chromatid segregation; microtubule anchoring at mitotic spindle pole body. The record is from RefSeq and is a predicted model, not a curated record. The coding region runs from base 1 to 1437 and encodes 478 amino acids. The transcript has 3 exons. Gene Ontology annotation, molecular function: protein binding. NCBI's taxonomy places the organism in Eukaryota, Fungi, Ascomycota, Eurotiomycetes, Eurotiales, Aspergillaceae. Gene Ontology annotation, cellular component: mitotic spindle; microtubule organizing center; MWP complex.
AUGGAUGCCUCUACUGGAACCGGGGCUCCACUGGCUCUUUCACUUUCCAAUGACGGCCUUUUUGCAGCUCACGUCCAUGGCAAAGAUCUUGCCGUCUACUCAGAUUUGGCAUCCGAGCAUAAAGAAAUGCAGAUUACCAAAGUCAUGGAGACAAAUGUCAAAUCUUUCAAAUUCUCUCCUACACGAAAUUCAAUUAAAUCGUCUACAGACCGACGUCUUCUCAGCUCCAAUGAAUCCCGCAUCUCGAUCUGGCAACUAGAAGAAUUGAAGCUGUUUGCCGAGAUCGAAAACCUCGAGCCAGGGACACUCAACAUCGAAUUUGGAGCCGAUGAAAACGAAAUUCUUGUAUUCCAUGCGUGGAAUACGAAAAUGACUAUUCACUCCUUGGACACGGGGCGCAGCUCCAUGAUCAAGUCGCCCAAAUCUGCCCACCACCUUGGAUUCGGCUAUCGCCCGCACACCCUGCACUUCGCCAUCCUAUUAAAACCGGAUACAUCUGACCUACUUACUAUUCAUGACCCUAAAACCUACAACCUGGUUAGCCGGGUAGUUCUCUCAACUAAUGACGCCCAGGGCUUGAAAUGGAGUCCAGAUGGGAGGUGGAUUGCUGUCUGGGAUGCUGCCAGUUCUGGUACCAAGGUGCUCAUUUUCACGGCCGACGGACAGCUAUUCAGGACUUAUAGUGGCUCAUCCGAGAUGGAUGAUUCAUUUGAUCUGGGCGUCAAGCAGAUUGAAUGGGGCCCUCUCGGAAAAGACGGCACCUCCAGCACUCUCGCUGUCGGCAAGGUUAAUGGCAAUGUUGACCUGCUGCGAACCCGAACAUUUACUUGUUCCACUACACUCUCGCAUGUUUUCCCGCUUGAUCAGUCUUCACCUAGGAUCUGGCGCGAGCGAUAUACAAGUGCCCUCGGAGACGCGGAAUACGCCGAGGCGACAUGCUCCUCUGCAUUUAACAUGAGUCCCGAGUCUUCGGGGCCACCGCGAGGUGUACAAAUCAUGACAUUCAGCCCUGACGGAACGAUGCUCGCAACUGUGGAUACUAUGCGAUCUAAUGUUGUCUGGAUCUGGACAUUGGAUGCCACGCCCAGACUGGCAUCUGCUCUGGUGCAUGAACAACCGGUUCGUCAACUAGCUUGGCAUCCUUCGACGCCGCAGCUACUCAUUAAUGCAAUUACGAACAACCUGCCUACUAUUCGAUGGUGGUCGCCCAAUGAUCACCCGGUGAUCGCCCGCGUUCCUACCCAAAAAAGCGACAGUGGGAAGUAUGAGGUGAAGUGGCUUGUUGAAUCGGAAAAUGAUGCGACCUUUUGGUUUGCUUCGACCGAUGAGUACGUGGUUGGGUAUUUGACUGAUGAGAAUGGUGUCUCUGGAUAUGAAGUAUUGAAUUCGGUGACCAGUCGAGGAUAUGGAGGUCAUGCUGGUAGCUUGGGCCGUUAG